AUGACGCGCGCCCAGCAGACCAUCUCCCUCGCUCUCCUCGUUGGCUCCCUCUACCUUGCGCUCUUCCUUGAGCUUGUGCCUCUUCCCUCCAUCGUCCAGGAGCAGGUUGUCCCGGUCCUUCCCUUCUGGUUCGUCGUCUCCUUCGGCGCCUACCUCCUCGCCCGCCUGGGCUUCAACGUCAUGACCUUUAACGACGUCCCCGAGGCCCACAAGGAGCUCAUGGCCGAGAUUGAUCUCGCCAAGGUGGACCUGCGCGCUCUGGGUGUGGAUGUCGACUAA
Verticillium nonalfalfae is the source of this 279-nucleotide messenger RNA. RefSeq lists its product as uncharacterized. Gene Ontology annotation, biological process: GPI anchor biosynthetic process. Bases 1 to 279 code for a protein of 92 amino acids. NCBI's taxonomy places the organism in Eukaryota, Fungi, Ascomycota, Sordariomycetes, Glomerellales, Plectosphaerellaceae. The record is from RefSeq and is a predicted model, not a curated record. The transcript is spliced from 3 exons. Gene Ontology annotation, cellular component: endoplasmic reticulum membrane; dolichol-phosphate-mannose synthase complex.